AUGAAAUUUGAGACUUAUUGGAAUGACAAAUCCUGUUUCAGACCUGUUGACUUAGACUACUUGCAUAACCAGAAUUUGCUAAAAACAGGAAAUAGGUGUAAUGUAUAUAUACCUCUCUAUCCUUCUCUCUCGCCACCUUACUUCUUCCUACAGAUAAAGCAGAUACUUCACCUUGCUCUGAGAACCAAAACAAUCGCAUUAUUACCAGUGUUGCUGUUCCUGGCUGCUGUGUUGCUUCCAUUAUUUCCUGCAAAUGGACAGGAUCCAGGUUUUGGUGCUUUGUUAACCACCAAAGAAGAAGUCCAAAAAGAGAUUGUAGAUAAACACAAUGACCUAAGGAGAACAGUCUCUCCACCUGCCAGUAACAUGCUGAAGAUGGAAUGGGACAGCAAGGCAGCAACAAAUGCCCAAAAUUGGGCAGACAAGUGCCUUCUCAGACACAGUAGAAGUGAGGAUCGAGUAGUCGGUACAAGGCACUGUGGUGAGAAUCUCUUUAUGUCAAGUAGACCUAUUUCAUGGUCACAUGCAAUCCAAGGUUGGUAUGAUGAGGUCCGUCAUUUUACCUAUGGCGUAGGGAAAAAUCAUCCCAAUGCGGUAGUUGGACAUUACACCCAGGUUGUUUGGUACUCGUCUUACCGUGUUGGAUGUGGAAUUGCCUAUUGUCCUAAUCAAAAAUCACUAAAAUACUACCAAGUUUGCCAAUAUUGUCCUCCUGGUAAUUUUGUUGGCAGAGAACGUACCCCUUACCUAGAAGGAAAACCUUGUGCCAGCUGCCCUAAUCACUGUGACAAUGGACUAUGCACCAAUAGUUGCGAAUAUGACGAUGUCUAUUCUAACUGUAAAGAUUUGGCAAAAAUGAUUGGCUGCAAACGCACUCUCACCAAGAAUAGUUGCAAGGCUGCCUGCCAGUGUCCUGACAAAAUUUAUUAA
Ceratotherium simum simum (southern white rhinoceros) is the source of this 930-nucleotide messenger RNA. Lineage: Eukaryota; Metazoa; Chordata; Mammalia; Perissodactyla; Rhinocerotidae. The record is from RefSeq and is a predicted model, not a curated record.